This is a messenger RNA of Pleurotus ostreatus (oyster mushroom), 1953 nucleotides long. RefSeq lists its product as uncharacterized. The coding region runs from base 1 to 1953 and encodes 650 amino acids. NCBI's taxonomy places the organism in Eukaryota, Fungi, Basidiomycota, Agaricomycetes, Agaricales, Pleurotaceae. The transcript has 5 exons. The record is from RefSeq and is a predicted model, not a curated record.
AUGCGUCUCCGGGCAAAUCCUACAUGCCACAUACCAGCUCCCUCGACUAGAAGAGGGUUCUCCGUCUGCCGGGCUUGCAACAACGCAGACAAGACAGCCUCUAAACUUACAACAAAGGCCUUUCUCCCUCGACGCGAAAUCCUCACUCUGCUGCACAAAACGGAUAAUUUCUUACCGCGCGUUCUUCUUUCGCCAAACCCAUGGACUGCGUCGCUUCACAACGUGUAUCAAGACUUAAAUUCACAAUCCAACUCACCGGCUCGUGUUGUAGUUUAUGGGAUGGAUGAGUGGUCGGGUGCCCAAGAUUUAGUGACCGCGUUACUAGAAGAGCCUUUUAGCUCUGAUAGCUUUCAAUCUGAAUACGUUAGGGGUCGAUGGCGAACAGACGAACGCAGUAUAACUCUAGACGAAGGGCAGUCCUCUUAUCUCCGGCAUUUUGCUUUGCCCGUUCGCUUGACUGAGGUUAGACCUCCCUCGCACCCCAACACCGCGCGCAAUCACCCCAACACCAUCGAACCGGGAGACGUGACUUCCCUCGUUGAUGCCGACAUUCCCAUCAUCGUAUGCAACCCACUUACCACGCCUCUUCAUACGCUGUUCUCUAACCCCGGAUUGCCAUGGCACAACCCCCGUGUCAUUGUCGUACUCACGUCGUCCGGGACGCUGCCGCCACUGGCUCAUCUCAUAUCCGUGACACCCCCCACAGCACAUGGUCGACAAGUGGCACCGGAACUGAAGUCUCGCCUCCACAAACUCAAAAUCCUCACGAUUGAUCCUUUGCGUGCCCUGGGCGCGCUGAAUACGCUCAAAGCAAGUCCAACGUCAGCCACUGCCAUCCAAAGGUAUCAGGAUGACUUCCUCGGCUCGGGAAUAUCAUCACUCUCCCAUACCCUUUCGGAGUAUCUGGAUUUCACAGAACCAGACCCAUGUGGGGAUAAUCUACAUCUGCGGGCUACAACUCAGUUGAGAGGCAGCUUGGACGCGUGCAAGUCCUUCCUGUCAACAAAGAAGGCCGACUUGGAUGUCGUGGUAUCGGGCGUGAGCGAGUUGAGAAGGGAGAUAGCCAACGUGGAGGAAGGUCUUUCCCAUAAGAUCUUUGACAUACCGCAAAAUGCGGAUCCUGCCACGCGGUCGGAAGGACGGGCUAUUGGUGAAGUAGAACGCUCGUUGAAGGACUCGGAGCAAGCCAUGAAGCUCGUGAUGGGCCGUUUAACCUGGUGGCGAAUGGUAUCCCAAGUAGACGAAAUUGGCACUGUCGUAGCCGAUUCGGUUGCACGGACCUGGUGUAGAGACCUCGACGCCAAACUACUCAUUCAUACUGGGAACCUCACCUACACGCAAGAGCACCUUACAUCUACUACGAUGCAUCUACUUCGUUCUCUUCCCCUCUCAUCGCCCGUCCUUUUGAACACACUCCUCCAAACGUCUAGUUCCCCAACCUACCCGCUCACCCCGACCACACUUACAGCUCCUUUGCAUCGCAGACGGGCCCAAAUAAUCGAAUACCCGACCACGAGAUUGCAGCUCGCCGCGCAAAGGGUGACGAUUGGGGUGCUGGGGAGUGCUGGGGCAGGUGCGGGAGUGUCAUGGGCUGGAUGGGUUGGGUGGUUAGCUGAGAGCGGGGUGUUCGGGAUGCCAAUUGGCGGGACGACGGCGCUGGGCGUCGGGGUGUUGAGUACGCUCGUAGGAGUGAGAUGGGCCGUCGGGCGAUGGGAAAAGGCCAAGAAACGUUGGUGGGAGGAUUGGCACAGAGUUGGAGAUGGAUUGGCCCGGGACUUAAAGUCCAAUCUAUCUGAGACUAUAUCAUCCAACAUAGUCAUCGUACCCCACAUAGCAUCUAAAAAGCUGCUUGAGUUAGUGGAGAAGAGGAAAAAUGAGAUCGCGGAUUUGGAAGAUGAAUUGGAUGAUCUCGAAAUUGCGAUGUCGAAAUUGGAGGGCAAGGAGGGGAAUUGA